AUGCGCCCAACUCACACAAUCCCCGACCAGUCCGUCGUCGAGUUUGCUCGAAAGCACAUGGGUACUUCAGACGUUCGCAUUGACCCAAAACUCAACCAACAGCUCUGGAGCCGUGGCGUCAAGAGCGUCCCCCAUCGCAUGCGUCUCAAGCUUGAGCGAAAGCGAAAUGACGACGAGGGUGCAAAAGAAAAGCUGUACACUUAUGCCUCGUACGUCCCGGUCGAGUCGUUCAAGGGUCUGCAAACAACCGUCGUCGACGCCGAGUAG
Messenger RNA from Serendipita indica DSM 11827, 267 nucleotides. NCBI's taxonomy places the organism in Eukaryota, Fungi, Basidiomycota, Agaricomycetes, Sebacinales, Serendipitaceae. The record is from the annotation of a GenBank genome assembly.